Messenger RNA from Tetrahymena thermophila SB210, 2853 nucleotides. Its product is annotated as Serine/Threonine kinase domain protein. Lineage: Eukaryota; Ciliophora; Oligohymenophorea; Hymenostomatida; Tetrahymenidae. Gene Ontology annotation, molecular function: ATP binding; protein kinase activity. The transcript has 8 exons. Gene Ontology annotation, biological process: protein phosphorylation. The record is from RefSeq and is a predicted model, not a curated record.
AUGGAAAAUUAUCAAAUUGUAAAAAAGAUAUACUCAACUAAUACAGAAGAUAGAGUUGUGCUAUUAGUUGAGAGAGAUAGUAAAUAAUAUGCGAUGAAAAGACUCAACUUAGAUGAAGACAAUUAGAAAUAACAGGUUAUAUUUAAUGAAGUGAAAGUUUUAGAGAAUUUAGUUCACCCAAAUAUCAUAAAAUAUUAUGAGACUUUUCAGUAUGAGUAGAAGCUCUGUAUAGUUAUGGAGUACGCUGAAGGAGGCGAUUUAAAGAAACAAGUUACUGAGAAAUAGCAUAAAAAGGAAUUCUUUGAUGAAAGUCAGAUUUGGAAUAUGUUCUCUCAGAUUUGCCUUGCUGUCAAAUAUCUCCACGAUAACAAAAUUCUCCAUCGCGAUUUAAAAAUUCUUAACGUCUUCAUCUGCAAUAAUGGAUUAAUAAAAUUGGGUGAUUUUGGUGUAUCUAAAUAGCUUGAAAAUAAAGAUAUUCUUACCAGUACUCAUGUCGGAACUGCUUAUUAUCUUUCUCCUGAAUAAUGUAAUUAGCAUUCAUAUAACCACAAAGUUGAUAUUUGGAUGCUUGGAUGUCUUCUUUAUGAGCUAUGUACUCUUGAUAAGCCAUUCAAAAGCGAUAAUUUAUUAGGACUUAUAAAAUAAAUCACUCAAAACGACCCUGCUCCUAUUUCUGAUCAUUACUCAUCAACUAUGGUUUAGCUGGUACAAGUUAUGAUGCAAAAAGAGCCUGAUAUGAGGCCAGACAUAAAUUAAAUUAUUUCUAUUCAAGAAAUUUAAAACUAAUUUAAAAAAUUGAAAGAAUAAUAUCCUGAAGUUUAUAAGGAUUAUUAAUUUCCUAAUCCAAAAAAAUACACAGGUUUUCUUAGAAUAAAAUAGAAGCCUACACUUUCUUUUAUUCCAAAUGAAAAGAAAACUCUGUUUGUAAUUGGAGAGAGAAUAGAAAGUGGUUAAUCCUAACCUCAAUCUAAUGAAGAUGAAUUAAGUAACUCAAUAAUAUCAUCUGAUUCUAGCUUUUAAUAAUAAAAUUAGCAGCAACCUAAUUCAGCUUCUACUUCAUCACCUGAAAAAAUUCAACCAAAAUCAUUAACUUAAGAUUCUACUUAAUAGGCAUAAAAAAAUUACAAUUUAAGUAGUCCGUAAAUUUAAUAAGAGGCUUAAUCAAGUAAAAAAUAAUCUAUAGACGGCUAGUUCAUUAAUAACAAUUAGUCUGAAAGUAUCAAGGAAUAAUCCCGCUCAGUUGAGUCGCAAAUUUUCUAAUAAAAUUAAAAAAGUUAAAAUGCAGGGACAAUUAUAAACUAAAUGUAAUUUUGUUAAGUUUAAUAAGACCAAAUUAAUAACAACAGCUUCAUGAUUUAAAUGUAAUAAAACUAAAAACCCUUUAUGACUCAAGAAGAAACAUUUGGAAUGAAUAAACCGAUAGAAGAUUAUGUUUUAUAAUAUCCUCAUCAUUAAUAACAGUAAUAAGUUAUUUAAAAUAUGUAGUCUCCCUAAUAUUAAAUGCCCUUUUAAAGCCAUCCGAUAAAUAAAAAUAGUAUUGGGAACCCUAUUUAUCGUUAUGUUUAGCAACCAAUCUAGCAAUAAUAAAUGACAAAUUUUUAAUUUUAAUAGCAGCACACUCCUUCCUAUUCUACAUAAAAUUAAUACUACGACUUUUUUAUAGGAAAUGCUACAUCAAGUACUCAAAGUGAAAAUGUUUCUCCUAUAAAUAAUAACAAUAACAACCAUCCUAUUCUCUCUCAAUAAAUGUCUUUAUAGCAUAAUCAUCUAUCUUAAAGUCAAUUCGGAUACUAAUCUGGGUAUGUAGCGAGUGGAACAAAUUCGAAUAAUAGUUCUAUGGUUAUGGAUUUAAGAUCACCUAAUACUUAAAAUUCAAUGCCUUAACAAAUAAUGUCUGAAAUGAGCUCUCCAAUUAACAUGCCUUUCUCUCCUAUGAACUAAUAUGAGCAUAUGCCUAAUCACUACUAAUAACCUUAUCCACCAUACUCUCAAAACAAUAAUUCAAUACAACAGUUUACUCCAAAUAAUCAAUAACAGCUAAAAAAAUAACCUAUGAAAAUACCUAGAUAUAAGCCUCCUAUUGUAAUCGACACAACUUAUGGAGGAAACUUUUCAUAAAAAAAAUCUACUCCUAAUUCUGAUAUUCAAGGACGAGAAAGCGGAUUGGGUAGUGGUAGAAGUGGACACAGUGCUCAAAGUUCUUAGCAAAAUUCUUCAUUGUCUAGCAUCAUGAUGAUGAUGAUGAUGGAUGGUGAAAACAACAAUAACUAAGGAUAGUCAACUUCUAUGUAUGGAAGUAGUUAUAAUAAUAGCGGUUCAAGCAAUACAACAAGUAACUAGUCAUCCACAAAAAAUAACUCCACUAAAAACUAACAUUGUUAAAAUAUAUCUCAACAAUAAUAAUAUGCACACAGCCUACCUACUACCAAAGUGAAACCAAAAUACUUCAACUUCCCACAAUCUCCAAAUAGGACAAUUCUUGUAUCUGAUUAUCUCAAAUAAAAAUUAGGAGAAGAGAAAUUUCUUAAAAUGAAAAGUAUUUUAGAUAAUUCUUCCAACCCAUAAGAAUUACUUGAAAAUAAUCCUUAAGUGAUCGCAAUUAUAGGAGAAGAAAACAUGGAACUUGCAAAAGUGUUUAGAUAUUUAAUUAAUUCCCAAAGAACUCCUUCAGGAAGUAACCACCUUCGUCACAAAUCUUUUUAAGGUUUUGAAAAUCCUUUUCCUAAUUCAGACCAAAUAAACAAAAUAUAAAAUAUAAAUAUAUCAUAAUCUCUUCUUCUAUCACAAAACAUGCAGUAAUAGCAACCAUAAUAAACAUAAAACCCUUCUCAUAAUUAAAACGUAGCCAUCUGA